Arabidopsis arenosa is the source of this 1048-nucleotide messenger RNA. The record is from the annotation of a GenBank genome assembly. NCBI's taxonomy places the organism in Eukaryota, Viridiplantae, Streptophyta, Magnoliopsida, Brassicales, Brassicaceae.
ACGAGCUUACCGAUUCUCUUCUGUCUCAACAUUUAGGGUUUCAGAGAUCGGCUUCCGAUUUUGACAUCCACAAACAUGGCGACUCAAAUCAGCAAGAAGAGAAAGUUUGUAGCAGAUGGUGUAUUCUACGCUGAAUUGAAUGAGGUUCUCACUAGAGAGCUUGCAGAGGAUGGUUACUCUGGUGUUGAAGUUAGGGUUACUCCAAUGAGGACUGAGAUUAUCAUCAGAGCUACACGUACUCAGAAUGUUCUCGGUGAGAAGGGGAGGAGAAUUAGGGAAUUGACAUCCCUUGUUCAGAAGAGAUUCAAGUUUCCAGUAGACAGUGUUGAGCUUUAUGCUGAGAAGGUUAACAACAGAGGUCUCUGUGCCAUUGCUCAGGCUGAGUCUCUACGUUACAAGCUUCUUGGUGGUCUUGCUGUUCGUAGGGCUUGCUAUGGUGUUUUGAGAUUUGUUAUGGAGAGUGGAGCAAAGGGAUGCGAGGUCAUCGUGAGUGGAAAGCUCCGUGCUGCACGUGCUAAGUCGAUGAAGUUCAUGGAUGGUUACAUGGUUUCAUCUGGUCAACCAACUAAGGAAUACAUUGACUCUGCAGUGAGACAUGUUUUGCUUAGACAGGGGGUGUUGGGAAUCAAGGUGAAGAUCAUGCUUGAUUGGGACCCUACGGGCAAAUCAGGACCGAAGACACCAUUGCCUGAUGUUGUGAUCAUUCAUGCUCCUAAAGAUGAUGUUGUCAACAUCGCGCCUGCUCAGGUUGCUGCUCCAGUUACUCUUGUGCCAGAAGCUCCACUCACAACCGUAGAUUACCCUGAGAUGAUUCCUCCAGUGGCCUAGAGAAGACCUUUUUUACUAUUACUCCAUGGGAUUUUGUUCUUUUUGUUAUAACUUUUCUACUUCUUUUUGACAGUCGCUAGUCGUAUCUCUUAUAUCCUCCAAGCAGACAAGUUUUUCUCAUGUUGUUUCUUAACCUAUGUCAAAGUUUUCUGGAGGUUGAAUGCUUUUAGUUCCAUGAAUCUUUUGGUCUUAAGACUCUUAAUAAUAAGAACAAGAAUGA